Messenger RNA from Phycodurus eques (leafy seadragon), 3458 nucleotides. RefSeq names its product proline rich 14 (gene prr14). The record is from RefSeq and is a predicted model, not a curated record. Lineage: Eukaryota; Metazoa; Chordata; Actinopteri; Syngnathiformes; Syngnathidae. The transcript is spliced from 10 exons. Bases 124 to 2952 code for a protein of 942 amino acids.
UGCACCCAUCUGCAGUCGCUGUUGGUCGCCGUCCGGCGUGUCUUGUUUACGAUGAGGACGUAAGCGUUGUCCGCCGUGGUCCAGCUCGACAUUUCUGAGGAGCAAGCGAGCGAGAGGCGGGCCAUGUUGACUUUUCCCUCCAACUCGCUCCCCCACCUCGUUUUACCGAUGGAUGGUGAUGCAAUGAUCCCCCACCCCUUCUGUAGUGCACCCCCCCACACUGAGCCUCCACCACCACCUCCUCCUCUCCUCCCCCUUCCCUCCACCACUCCCAGAGAGAGCGAUGGGACAUCAGGCCACAGGGGGAGCGAUCGUAUACAAGCAGUCAAACCUCAGGGCGCUGGAGUGGAGGACAAGGUGGAAACGGCGUCCGCGUACAAUCCGUCCUCGUUCAACAGACGGAGCACGAACAUGGUGCAAGUAUCUCAGUCCAAGCAACCGAGAGUUGAAAGCGCGUCUGAAGAUGAAAAGCACAAGCAGGAUGGCUGUGAUUUUAACAAUGCAGCAGAGUUCCAAAACACGGAAAAGGACUUCGCAGAGGAACAUGACAAGCAUCUGCUGGAGAGGUUGGAUCCAACGCCAGCGAGCGAGGCGCUGGGCCGCUUUGCGGACGCGAGUGCCUCAACCCCCGCCGGGUGGCUGAUGGGUCCUUUGUUCCAGUCCUUCAAGUCCAAGAUGGCCAGCUUCACGGAAAUAGUCAUGAGUCCCACAAAGCUCUUCAAGGACAAAAACCUACCGGCUCCUGAACUUCAACCAGACGAGAAUGACGAGUCAUCGGGAUCCAACCGGGAGUCACGGGAAAACGGCAGACAGGAAGAAAAUGAGAACUUGUUCACUCUGUUACCACAACCUGGAAGUGACUAUAUCCAUUCUCGGAGAUUAUUUAGCACAUCGCCUGACGGAAUAGAAUUCCCUUUACCAUCAAGCCAGGAGGUCCCGCUCUUAGAGGAGCCCACCGUGAAGCUAGCCGACGUUAUUGAGGAUGCAAAAACGUCAGCGCGGCAGAAAACGCGCCCGAGGAAGCCCGCCGUGGAAAAGAUUACCACCAUGUAUUCCUGCAACGUCCAGCUGGAGCGUCUUCACGAUGCCAGGCCUAACCACAUAGACGGCGCUUGCCGUGAACCUAACUCUGGUUUUGUGCAAUCCAAAAGGGUGCUGAACACCCAAGUCCGCGAGGAGAGGAAAAGACUGAAGUUGGACACCAAAAGUAAUGUAGCUAAACAGCCAUCACUUAAACAGAAAGUCCCGUCUGCAGUUUCAGAUGGACAGGAAGCGCUGAAACCUGCCGCCAAGUUUCGCAAAGUCAAGCGGAAAGUGGAAGGGGAUGAGAAGAAUGACUCCGGCAGGAAGGCCAAGCACACGACGGGCGACCUCGGCAGAAACCGCGCGGCGCCCUCCGUACCCGUUCUGCCGCUCGGGAGCGCAAAUGUCAAAGCGCGCAAACGCAAGUCGGUGGUCCCGACGCAGCCGGCCUCUUCUGCCCACCAGUCGGCGCCCGCGGAGGUGGCUGCUCAAAGUGAGGGCGCCCCCAACCCGGGACGCGGCAGGACCAUUAAGAGACUCAAAAAGGCUCCCCGAGGUGGGUUUCAAGCACACACCAAAAAGACUGAAGCUAAAUGUGCAAAAGCUCAAUUGUCGGCGGAACCACUUUACUUUGAAAUGACUCCCUUUGAAGGUAACCAGUCGGAAUGUACCGAGCCAAACCAAAAUGGCGUUUCGGAUGCCAGUGCCUCCAGGUUACGCAACGGAAGGGUUAACGGGAAGCAGCACAGAGGAGAUUCCCAGGUCAGGAGGUCACGAUUUGGUCGGACUCACGCGGACGACAGGACAGCCUCGGCCACCACGGAGGACCUCCCGUCGCGUAGCGUCCAAAGCGCCUCGGCGGCCCGCCUGCUGCGGAGCUACUCGUGCCCGGAGAUCCCCUCGCUCUUUGCCUCGCUCCCUCGCCAGCCGCCGCUCGCCUCGGUCCCGUCACGUGUCCACGGGGGCUCGCGCCGCACUCGGCGCCACACGGUGGGCGGUUCGGAGAUUGAGCGAGAGAUCGCCCCCCUGUGCUUGCGCAAGGAGGUGUACCCGUCCAGACGCUCCUUCCCGUGCGACGGGCAGAACCUGCCGCCCGCCCUCUCGCCCGGCUCCUCGCUGUCGGCGCUGGCUUCCUGCUUCCUGUCCAGCCCGCUGGCCUUCCUGUCGGGGAGGGGCGGGGACAGAGCGGCGCCCGCCAGCCACACCGUUUCGAGCCAUGCCGCCCCGUCGUCUUCUUCUUCUUCGCCGAUUCUCAUGAAAACGGAUACCUCAUGUGGCACCCAAGACGCCUGCACCAGCGCGAUUCUGCUGGCGGGCGAAACUGACGGCAUAGCGCCGAGUGAGGAGGAGGACGAGGACGCCGGCUCCUCCAGUCACGAGUUUGACGAAGCGGCGGCAGCACUGAGAGAAGAGAAGUCUCUGUCAGACUCUGAGCUCAAGAGUGCGCAGAAACACGAGCAGCGCGGUAAGGUGUCGUCCAUCCGCAUCCGGAAGGCGCUGCCCAAACCUCAGAACAACCUGACGCCCAUGGGGCUCCCCAAAGCCGUCAGGCUCAAGAAGAAGCAGUUCAGUUUGGAGGAAAUUUACACCAACAAGAACUUUUGCAAACCACCCGAAAGCCGGCUGGAGACCGUCUUCGAGGUGCCGCUCAGCCGCCGCGACGGCUCAGAGUCUCUCUUCGGCCAGCGUCGCCUCAAGCGCUUCCUGGAGUUCCUCGAGGUGGGCGAGGCCCGGAAGCCCAAGAAGGUACUGGGCGGGGGCGUCGGCAAAUCGGGGGCCGCGUCGUCCCGCACGAGACGGGGGGGCUUCGCCAAGGAUGACGCCGUCGCGUCCCUACUGCCGCCGCCCGACGCCGACUCUCUUCUGUGCGCCAAACUGAAGCAGCUCGACUUGUGGCUCAUCCGCGACCAGGUGGAUACCAUGUGUUGACUUUCCAUCUGUUCCCUGAAUGAGUCGCCUGCACGGGAAAACUUGGCACCCAUGUUCAUUUGUUAUGGUUACCACACGAGGACAACAAUAAUGGCAGCUUUUAUUUAUUACUUUGCAACUUAGUCAUGUGUCGCAGUUUUGUGUGUGUGUGUGUGUGUGUGUGUGUGUUGUUGUUGCCCAGUUGAACGAGGCAGCCUUAAACACACCCUCAGUGUUCUUUUUUGUAUCAAAGUGUCAUUUUUUUUUUUUUUUUUUUUUUUUUUUUUUUUAAAAAGCGUUUAUUACAUCGAAGUCUUUAUAUAAAGCACACCAAGCAUUGAAUAUAGUAAGAACGCCACUUUUUUUUUGUUACCGUGGUGGCUAAUUUAUUAACUUUCCUACAGGCUUGGGUAUUGAAUAUUCAUGUGUCGAGGAGUUGUCAUGUAUAACUGUUGUAUACUUGGUUUUAUACAUAAUGAUUUACAAGUGUCUCUGUCGUGGGAAAUAAAUAUCCGCUUAUAAGAGUG